AAAGAACAAAAGUUUGACUAGCAGUAGCAAGACUGGCUGACAAGAAAAGCAAAUGCGCCUGCGGAGGAGGAAGAAGAGGAAGAAGAAGAAAACGUGGUCGGCUUUCUUCGCAUCAAGCUUCGAAUCUUCGUUUCCUCCCCCCAAUUCAUCCAUCUAAUUCUGCUAAUAUUUAUCUAAUUUAGCGUCGCAGUUUCUGAUUUUAUUUUAUGUAAUUUUCUCCAAUUGAGGAGAAAGGGGAAGCGCUUUGAUCUGGUCAUCGAUGAAGCACUGCACAUUGUUGUUAUUUCUCUGCAUUUUGUUUUUGUUUGGGGCAUUUUCGGGCUCCGCCGGUGACUUUCUGAACUUGAAUAAUGGUGUCAAACGCUACGGCGACAGUUUUCAGGUUGCGGCGCGUCGGUCGUUGUUGUCAGCUACUUCAAAGGGUGAUACGGCUUUAGUGGCUGCUUUGGAUGGUACUAUUUAUCUACUGGAAGUUGGUUCUAUGAGACCACUCUGGUCAUUUUCAUCAGGACCACAAAUUUACUCAUCAUACCAGGCUCCUGUUAGUGAUAAGGAAAAUGCAUCUGGGGUGGAAAGCAAUUACUUCAUUGAUUGUGGGGAUGAUUGGGAACUGUAUGCACACAACAGCCUUGGCAAGCUGAAACUUAUGAAGAGUCUUGAAGAGUAUAUCAGUUCAACACCUCAAAUAGCAGAGGAUGGAGGAAUUGUACUUGGUUCUAAAAAGACAACUGCUUUUUUAGUUGAUGCCAAGACUGGAAGGGUCAUUCAUACAUAUAGGAUGUCAGAUCCUCCAUCCACAACGCAGAGCAGUGUUAAUGAUGUUCCUUAUAAUAUCACUGUCAAAGAGCAGUACCAAUCUGGGUCCAGUCCGAAGACAGAUGAGCUACCACUUUACAUCACAAGGACAGAUUAUAGAUUGACGUCAUUUAUGCCAAAUUCAAAUGAAGUCCUAUGGAAUGUGACUGUUGCUGAAAUUGGGGCUGCUUUUCUUUGUCAAGAUUCACUUGGGUUUAUGCUUUCUGAUUUGGAGUCUUCUGAACCUCUUCCUCAUAAUAUGCCACUUCCAUGUCAGUCAAGAGCGCUUGUGUAUCGCUUCCGUAAUCACAAUAUGUUGGAAACCUUAUCCAUGCUUCACAGGCCACCAGAGGUUCUUCACCCAGAUAUGAUGCUUCCUGCAUCCACGGCUGAUGUCCUUCCUUCACAGCCAAAUGUUGAAAAAGUUCUGGAACUUCUUCCUUUGUCUCGCAGUAGUGAUUUUGGAGGUGCACAUGAUAGCAAGGACCUUAAGGCUGUUCUUCCUUUGCAUACAUUUGGUGAAAAUUGUGGGGUAACUAAUGUGCAUGAAGUGAAAGUGCUUUCUGAUGAUGGUUCUAUAACUCCUCAGUGGGAGUUUGGCACAUCAAAACUCAUUCUUCUUUUUAUUUGUCUUGUAGUCUUUGUUGUCUACCAUUAUAGUGUAGUCUCUACAAUAAAAGUCAACUUGGCUAUGAAGUCCACUGGCAUGAGUUCUCCAAAUACACAAUCAAAAAGGAAGAAAUCUCGCAAAACUGGGAAGGUAGGAAGUUACAAUGUGGAACAAGAUAAACAAGAAGAUGAGGCUCAACACAUUCACAAUGGGGGUGAUAAUAACUUUUUGCUGAACCUCAACCAACCAACUCUGGUUACAGAUGGGCGCAGAAUUGGUAAGUUAGUUGUUUCCAACAAAGAAAUUGGCAAAGGUAGUAAUGGUACCAUUGUUCUUGAAGGGAUUUAUGAAGGUCGUCCUGUUGCCGUGAAGCGCCUUGUUAGAGCCCAUAAUGAUAUUGCCUUUAAAGAGAUCCAAAAUCUUAUUGUGUCUGACUGCCAUCCAAAUAUAGUAAGAUGGUACGGAGUAGAGCAAGACCAAGAUUUUGUUUAUCUUGCAUUGGAACGUUGUGCUUGCAGCUUAAAUGAUCUUAUUCUUAUGCACUUAAAGUCCUCCAGCAACCCAACUCUUGGCAAGAACUUGGAUGCAGAGAUUCCGGCAGAGUUUACCAUCUCUUUGGACUCUAUGAAAGGCUCUAUGCAGGAAUUUGAGUUGUGGAACUCAGAUGGCUAUCCUUCGCAUUUGUUGUUGAAAUUGAUGAGGGAUGUAAUAUCUGGAAUUGCUCAUCUACAUGAAUUAGGAAUUGUUCACCGGGAUCUGAAGCCUCAAAAUGUUUUGAUAAUCAGAGAAAGAUCUCUUUGUGCAAAGCUUUCUGACAUGGGCAUUAGCAAGCGCCUUGUUGGAGAUAUGUCUUCCUUGAGUAAUCAUGCUACAGGCAGUGGAAGUUCCGGAUGGCAAGCACCUGAACAGCUUCUCCAUGGGCGUCAAACGCGGGGAGUUGAUUUGUUUAGUCUUGGUUGUGUUUUGUUUUUCUGCAUUACUGGUGGUAGACAUCCCUUUGGGAAUCGCCUGGAACGUGACAUCAACAUCGUAAAAAGUAAAGUUGACCUUUUCCUGGUAGAACAUAUUCCGGAAGCAGUGGAUCUGAUCUUGCGAUUAUUAGAUCCUAAUGCUGAAAUGAGGCCAAGGGCGCUGGAGGUGCUUUACCAUCCUUUGUUUUGGAAUGCGGAGAUGCGGCUUUCCUUCCUCCGUGAUACAAGUGAUAGGGUGGAAUUGGAAGAUAGGGAGGCUAAUUCGGAUCUCUUGAAAUCAUUAGAAAGCACUGCCCCUGUGGCUUUGGGUGCAAAGUGGAAUGAGAAGAUGGAACCUUUAUUUCUUAAUAAUAUUGGUCGUUAUAGACGUUAUAGGUUUGACAGUGUUCGUGACUUACUAAGAGUCAUGCGUAACAAGUUGAAUCAUUACAGGGAGCUUCCUGCAGAAAUUCAGGAGAUGAUUGGACCGGUACCCGAAGGAUUUGAUAGGUAUUUCAGGAGUCGGUUCCCGAAGCUAUUGAUUGAGGUGUACAAAGUGAUGCUCAAAUACUGCAGCACAGAAGAAUGCUUUUCUAAGUACUUCACUGGCAGUGCACAAUAGCUUUUGCUACUCUGGGGCUUUUGAGUGUCUGGUGUAGAUAUAGCACAGGUCUUGUACAUAAUUUAGCAAAAACUGGCUUGAGUUUCCAAUGAUUUGUGGUUGCUGUCAGAUCCUCUUCUGAGACAACUGCUUUACGGAGAGAAUAGGGUGGACUCUAACCUUCAACCCACAACAUGUCAUGUAUACACCAAGAUAUAAGCUAUAAUAUUAAUAAUUUGAAAUAGUUAGUAUGGCUAAAA
Sesamum indicum (sesame) is the source of this 3216-nucleotide messenger RNA. RefSeq names its product serine/threonine-protein kinase/endoribonuclease IRE1a-like. The record is from RefSeq and is a predicted model, not a curated record. Gene Ontology annotation, biological process: protein phosphorylation; intrinsic apoptotic signaling pathway in response to endoplasmic reticulum stress; mRNA processing. Gene Ontology annotation, molecular function: protein serine/threonine kinase activity; RNA endonuclease activity; ATP binding. Gene Ontology annotation, cellular component: IRE1-TRAF2-ASK1 complex. Lineage: Eukaryota; Viridiplantae; Streptophyta; Magnoliopsida; Lamiales; Pedaliaceae.